Linum trigynum is the source of this 351-nucleotide messenger RNA. The record is from the annotation of a GenBank genome assembly. NCBI's taxonomy places the organism in Eukaryota, Viridiplantae, Streptophyta, Magnoliopsida, Malpighiales, Linaceae.
AUGUGUGCUCACAUUUCGAUCUUUUACCCACCAUCCGAGGACAAGGACACGGGGGCAGGAGGAGCCCCAAGCAGCCCAGCAGUAGGAGUCAACGGCGGGAGAUGCACAUCAUACGCACGAGAUGGAGCAGAUGGACGUGAGCCACCAGCCUUCCAAGACGAGCUAAACUCGGACAUUCAAAAACAAUAUGACCGCUGUCUUCCAAUAGUUACAAUGGUUCCUCUUCCUGUAAUGAAUUUGGACAUGGCCUUUCUCCAGUUAGUAAUUACACUCAACAUGAGGAGGAACCGGGCGUUGAAACUGAGGGUUGCCCGAAUGACCAACAAGAAAUGUCGUAUCAGAACUGAAUAA